Messenger RNA from Mercenaria mercenaria, 926 nucleotides. RefSeq names its product complement C1q and tumor necrosis factor-related protein 9A-like. Gene Ontology annotation, molecular function: protein binding. The transcript has 3 exons. The record is from RefSeq and is a predicted model, not a curated record. Lineage: Eukaryota; Metazoa; Mollusca; Bivalvia; Venerida; Veneridae. Bases 59 to 868 code for a protein of 269 amino acids.
UAAAUAGAUCUUUGAACGAGUUCAUUAGUUUACAGCGUUUUACACAAUCAAAGAGAAAAUGUUGUUCACCGCAAUCGUUGUAGUGCCCGUAUUAUUUCAAAUGUAUAAUAUCCACACUUCAAUGGCAACAGAACCGAUUUGUUCAAAAUUCUCUUUCGAAGAACAGUUAUUAGAGAAGAUGAUCCGGACGGAGGUUAAGGUAGAAAUGAUUCAAAGUGAAAUUAAGAAAACUGAAGAUAUUGUCUUGAAUACACUAAACGAAAUCAAGAAGACAGUUGCCGAUAUCACUGAAAAUGUUGGGGACUUUAGGAAUAACAUUACGGAAGAGAUGGAAGCAAAGAUUAUGGAUAUACAGAAGAAAGAAGAUUUGUUUCAGAAGACGCUUGAAGAACUAAAAAUAAACUUCAAGAAAGAUAUGGAGAAUGAAAGAAAUAUCUCCUCCGAAUUCCGAGAAAUGUUGACUUUGCCAUCUGUCGCAUUCCAUGCUCACCACGUGACAGAUACAAUCCUAGAUGUGACUGACGAGAUCAUCAAAUUCGAUAGCAUUAUAACUAAUGAGGGAUCGGGAUACGACAACUCAACCGGGAUCUUUACUGCACCUGUAGGGGGACUGUACCAAUUUACUGUCCAUAUUUGUUCAUAUAAAGGAAAACAUUCUCCUAUUGCCUUGGUGUUGGCUGGUAAAGAGAUUGCGAAAUCAGUUAUAUAUGAUAAGAAUGAAUCUUCAUGUUCCUCUUCAGGGACAAUAGUACGAAUGGAAUCAGGUGAAAAAAUAUGGAUAAAAUGUACCGCAGGAAGUUCUAGCUACCGGUUGUAUCAAGAUACCCACAGAAUGAACACCUUCAGUGGAAUUCUGCUAAGUAAAUAGGCAUUAAUCUACUUGAAAUAUGAAUUUUGACCUAGUUUUAAGUAAAUAAGGUACCAAA